CAAAGCGAGGUAUGAUUUUACAAGUCUGUAACUCGCGCCAGUGAUGCUGAUUAGGUAUCCACUAUUCUCCCAAAAUGACUCUCAGAAGACUAAUUAAACAAAACAGCAACGACAAUUAUAUUUUGGAAGACAGGCGUAAAAGUAGUCUAUAUCCUGCAUUCUCAGUCAAUAGCGAAACAGACAAUAAACGACUUCAGACGCUUGUAACAACACUUGGGACUUUGCCAAGGGGACGCAAACAGCUGACUCUAUGUCGAUCAAACUCGCUGGUGGAUUACACUGACUCCCCAAGGGCAACCAUUGUUUUAGAAAAACAAGACAAUGAAACGUUUGGAUUUGAAAUUCAGACAUAUGGUUUACAACAUCAGGAUAGCAAUUCUCUGGAAAUGUGCACCUUCAUUCGUAAAGUAUAUGAAGGCAGCCCAGCUGAGGCUGCAGGGCUGACAACUGGUGACAUUAUAGUAAGCAUCAACGGCAUCAGAUCGGAAGGGUUCUCACACCAGCACACUGUGGACCUGAUAAAAGCCUCUAGUAACUGUUUAAGGUUGGAGACCAUUAAUGGAACAACUUUCAAAAGGAUUGCACUUGAAGCCAAGCUGCAGUUCUUACAGCAAACCUUGCGAGAGAAAUGGAUGGAGUUCCGAAAACUGCUGUUACAAGAGCAACACCUCGCUCAGGGAAACCUAAAUGAAUGUAAUCCCCAAGACACACUGGAUUCCCUUUCCUCUCUCACACUUACUGUUGGUGCUGGCAGUGCUACGUUCUCCCCAGCUCUGCGAGUCAAGCACAGGUUUUCAAGUGACAGCAGCUGUAAGAGCCAGCUGAGUGUCAUGACAGAUGACAGUGAUGACCUGCAAUAUGUAUUUGAGGAAUUGGCAACAAGCCCCUGUAGGCGUGCAAGCGUGGAUGAUGAAUGCUUCUUACCCAGGGACAGUAAUGCAAUGGGGGUGAAGGCUUCAGUGACCAGAACCAGCAGUAUUAGCCUGGCAAGCAGUAACAGUGGGUCAGGGUCACCUUCAUGGGACAUGCCGGGUAAUGCAGGUUUGUUUGGGACUCUUCCAAGGAAAACAAAACGAGGAAGUGUCAGGAAACGUCUUUUGAAGUUCAUCCCAGGUUUAAACCACUCAGUGGAGGAGGAAGAAACCCUUUAAUGUUAUAGUAACUUUUUUUUAGUACAACAGUAGAAGCACAUGAAGCAUUAGGGACAAGAGCAUUAAAAGAAAACAUUUGUUUAAUAUGUAUAUGUCAUAUUAUAUUACCAAAUUAUAUAUAUAUAUAUAUAUAUAUAUAUAUAUAUAUAUAUAUAUAUAUAUAUAUAUAUAUAUAUAUAUAUAUAUGCGCAAAGGCAUGUGAUUGAAAUACUUUGGAAUGAAAAGGAAAGCAAAUAUUUCUGCUUUGAAGGCUUAGCUGUCUGAACUUGCAAAAACAAAAUAAAUGUCUUGAUUUAACCAAUGUUGCAGUUGUGCAGCCUGAUAGGGUGUCCCUCAUUGUGCAUUUAAACUGAGUAAAAGUGUUAGGAAACUACUUUUUUUAAUGCAUUCAAUCCUGUUUCUACUACUUAAACUUUUGAGCAUUUUGAAUGAAAGUUAUAUUAAUUCCUAAUAUGACAUUUGAGUCGUGACACAUUGAUCAUUUGAGUCAUGACUCAUUGAUCAUUUGAGUCAUGACACAUUGAUCGUAUGUCUUCUGAUAUAUGGGUCUUAAAGACUGAAGAACGCCAUUGCCUGGGAGCUUGCAAUACAAAUUAUGGGUAGUUUAAUCUGACAGGUGAAUGAGAUGAUCUAGAUUAUGUAAAAAUAUUCCAAUGUUGUGGUCUCUGGGACAAUACAAGUUGAAUGGAAGGGCGCACACUUGGAGGGUAAUGUAGUCAGAUGUCAGCCAGUGCAAUCAGAUAAUACUAUUCACACAGGAAGGGAGGGGUAACUGAAAUGUAGCAUAUCUCCAUUAAAAGACUAGCAUUGUAGCACAUCAGCAACAGCAUAUUUUAAGCAAAGCAUGCUUUUAUUGCCACAAGGAUUUAGUUUAGUGUAACAUUUGUGCUGCUGAUAUUUGUAUUUCUUGUGCUGUUAAACAUUGCUUACAGAUUACAUUACUGCACCUAGAAUGUUCUCUGGACAAAAACCAGGAAAAUGUAUUUCUAACUGCUUUUCUAACAGCUGCUAAUUAAAAAACAGAAGCAUUUAAAGGUUCUACAUUAAGGGAGGCAAUACAUUUAUGUAGUUUGUAUGUUAAAAAAAGAAAAGCUAAUUAUGUUUUUCUUUAUGGAUGGUUUUGAAAUCCAGUAACAUUUUGCAUUAUGUGUCUAAUUGCAUUGUAAUUAAACAGUAAUUGCACAUCUGGUAAUUACACAACCACAUGUGUUAAUACAGGGUAAUUACAAAAUAUCUGCCUACAAAUGUCUGCAUUCAUUUUGUAAUAAACAGGUAGUUAUGCUGUAAACUACAUAGCCAAGUGUGUAAAUACUGUGAUAUUAUAGUUUAAUAAAGAGACACUUCAUGUAAAAAGUUACCUCAAAUGCCCAUUGUAAAGGGCAGCAUUUACUGGUAUGUUAAAAUAUACAGUUUUAUACUUUAACAACUAGGAUGGAAAACAGCACCUUGACUGCUUUAAUGACUGUAACCACAAACAAAUUAUCAACGUUCUGAACCACGCAUAUGUGAGCUGAUUAAAAACAGGAUGUGGGUGUUUAAGUUGCA
Acipenser ruthenus (sterlet) is the source of this 2696-nucleotide messenger RNA. RefSeq names its product cytohesin-interacting protein-like. The record is from RefSeq and is a predicted model, not a curated record. Gene Ontology annotation, molecular function: protein binding. Lineage: Eukaryota; Metazoa; Chordata; Actinopteri; Acipenseriformes; Acipenseridae. Bases 75 to 1151 code for a protein of 358 amino acids. The transcript has 8 exons.